This is a messenger RNA of Daldinia decipiens, 1504 nucleotides long. Its product is annotated as insert subdomain of RNA polymerase alpha subunit. Bases 214 to 1230 code for a protein of 338 amino acids. Gene Ontology annotation, molecular function: DNA-directed RNA polymerase activity; DNA binding; protein dimerization activity. Lineage: Eukaryota; Fungi; Ascomycota; Sordariomycetes; Xylariales; Hypoxylaceae. Gene Ontology annotation, biological process: DNA-templated transcription. The record is from RefSeq and is a predicted model, not a curated record. The transcript is spliced from 3 exons. Gene Ontology annotation, cellular component: RNA polymerase II, core complex.
UGUACCUGAUGCGGGUGCCCAGGUGGGUUAUUUCGAAAUCUUUCAGCCUUGACAACUCUCUAAGCUUUCUCAUCCUUUUCUAAUCACACCGCAAAAGACGACCCAACAUACUUUCGCCCUUUGGGAGCAGUUAUUACAUUACCUCCUUUAGUCUAAGCCCCCCAAAAGACCUUUAAUUCAGCGUUACGCGCAGCUCGUGCUGCAUCAGUCGCCAUGAUGGAAUACGAUACUAUGAUGGAUAGUGACUUUAAAGAGGAUUUUGGACCCAAGAUUCAGGUCUCGGCAGCUGACCGAUAUCAUGUUGAUUUCGAGCUGAGUAACGUCGACAUAUCUCUCGCGAACUCCCUCCGACGCGUCAUGCACGCCGAAGUCCCAACCAUUGCUAUUGACCUCGUCGAAAUUGAAGCAAACACAUCCGUCCUUGCCGACGAAUUCAUCAGCCAUCGCCUCGGCUUAAUUCCUCUUAACUCUAGCGAAAUUGAUAAUCUGUCCUACUCACGGGAUUGCGACUGCGAGCAGAACUGCGAAAGAUGUAGUGUAACCCUCUCCCUACACGCGAAGUGCACGAGCGACGAAGUUAUGAAGGUGUAUGCUAGCGAUCUAGUUGUUGGAUUUAACAGACCUAACAGCGAGAUUGGCAACCCGGUCAUCACAGAUCCUGAUGGGCUUGGUUCUUUAAUAUGCAAGCUGCGAAAGGGCCAGGAGCUGAAGCUCAACUGUAUCGCGAAAAAGGGUAUCGCAAAAGAGCAUGCUAAGUGGUCUCCUACUUCUGCCAUCGGUUUCGAAUACGAUCCACACAACAAGCUCCAUCAUCUGGACUUGUGGUACGAGACAGAUCCUGAGGCUGAGUGGCCGAAGUCGAAGUAUGCCGAUAUUGAGGAGCCGCCUGCUGAAGGCCAACCCUUCGACUAUGAUGCCGUUCCGUCGCGAUUCUAUUUUGAGGUUGAAGGCAUUGGAAACAUCCAAUCCGAUGCGAUCAUCUUGGAGGGUGUUAAGGAGUUGCAGCGCAAGCUUGCCGGUCUGAUCCACGGGCUUGGAGAAAGCGAAGGCAUGAAUGGCGAAUACGAUGGCCCUCGUAGCCCUGAUGGCAUGGAUACCGGCGCAGGCUAUCUGGAGCAGGGCUAUAGCACCCCUUACGGUAAUCCCGGGGCUGCUAGUGCUUGGGGAGGUGGAGCUACGGCGUACGGAACGACACCUUACGGCAACUCUGGUUCUAAUGGAUGGAGUUAAGCACCUUAUACCCCUAAUGAGCUUGCUUUUCUCAGAAGGCAGUCUUUUCACAACAUACACUGUACAAUAUGAGGUUUUGAGUCACCUCGAGGCCAAGUCUGAAUGUUGGUUUUCUUGAGACGCCAUCUAGGUGCGUUGCAUUGUAUCAUCACGCGGAGUUUAGGGGAUACUCAGGUUAGAGAAAGCGGGCAUGCGCAUUUUCACAUAAAAGCAGCUCUCCAUAUGGUAGAUAUACGCGCGUGUCUGGAAAACCAGAUCGCUUAUAAUACACGCA